This is a messenger RNA of Exophiala xenobiotica, 2767 nucleotides long. Its product is annotated as phosphoenolpyruvate synthase. Bases 19 to 2607 code for a protein of 862 amino acids. Gene Ontology annotation, biological process: phosphorylation; pyruvate metabolic process. The transcript has a single exon. NCBI's taxonomy places the organism in Eukaryota, Fungi, Ascomycota, Eurotiomycetes, Chaetothyriales, Herpotrichiellaceae. Gene Ontology annotation, molecular function: pyruvate, water dikinase activity; ATP binding. The record is from RefSeq and is a predicted model, not a curated record.
GUGCCGCUGCGCAUAAAUAUGAUGAGAGUGUUUUUGAUCCGAAUCUGCGCUUUCGUUUCUAUCCCUAGCCACAAUAUCAAGAUACGACCCACUACUUUUCUACAAUAUUACUUUUUCUCCUCUUCGACAUUUCCAGAAUAUCUUGAACCCCAUUUCAGCUCCUCUGAAAGUAUCACAUUUACGCAAGUAUUCCCAGAGAUGAACAACAUCAACAAAUCUCCAGUUUUUGUCCGCAAUUUUGAACAUUUGGUGCGCCAGGAUGUUGCGUUGGUCGGUGGGAAGAACUCCUCCUUGGGAGAAAUGAUCGGUGCUCUCACAGCGAAAGGUAUCUCGGUGCCACCAGGAUUCGCAACGACUUCCAACACCUACUGGCACUACGUCGAUGCCAACAAUAUCCGGGAGAAAAUGACCAAACUCAUCGGCGAAUGGCAGUCGGCCAAGACCAGCCUCGCUGAUACCGGCAAGGAAGUGCGAAAUCUCUUUCUGCGCGGAGACUGGCCAGAUGAUGCAGCAGCUGCCAUCAAGACCGCCUACCAAGAGCUUUCAGCCAAAGCUGGCACGAAAAACCUAGGUGUUGCCGUUCGCUCCAGCGCAACUGCCGAAGAUUUACCCGAUGCGAGCUUUGCUGGCCAGCAAGAGACCUUCCUCAACAUUUCCGGCGAAGACGCCCUCUUGAACGCCUGUCGACGCUGCUAUGCCUCACUCUUCACCGACAGAGCCAUCAGCUAUCGCCAAACCAAACACUUCGAUCACAUGAAGGUGGCGCUAUCGAUUGGCGUACAGCAGAUGGUUCGAUCGGACCUUAGCGGCUCCGGCGUCAUGUUCUCCCUCGAUACUGAAAGCGGCUUCGACAGGGUUGUGCUCAUCAAUGCAGCGUGGGGACUGGGCGAGAACAUUGUCCAAGGCACUGUCAACCCGGACGAGUAUCAGGUUUACAAGCCCCUGCUUGUCAAUCCCGAGUACGUUCCUAUCAUCGAAAAGAAACGCGGUGAGAAGGAGGUCAAGAUGAUAUAUGGAGACGAACACAUGCCGACUCGCAAUGUACCCACCUCAAAGCAUGAGCGCGCCUCGUUCGUCCUCAACGACUCGGAAAUUCUCCAGUUGGCAACCUGGGCAUGCACAAUCGAGCAGCAUUACGGCUGCCCCAUGGACAUUGAAUGGGCCAAGGACGGCGUUUCAGGCGACUUAUUUAUCGUCCAGGCACGUCCGGAAACCGUCCAGGCGCGUCGUGAAGCGGGCGUCUUCAAGACAUACAAGCUCGGCAAGAAAGGCCGGGUGCUUACGACAGGGCUGUCAGUCGGCGAGGCGGCUGUCACAGGACGUCUUUGUCUGCUCGAAACAGCCAAAGACAUCGACAAGUUCAUCGACGGCUCGAUCCUGGUGACAGAGACGACCGAUCCGGAUUGGGUGCCGAUUAUGAAGCGUGCUGCAGCCAUCAUUACCGACCACGGCGGCCGAACAUCGCAUGCUGCCAUCGUUAGUCGAGAACUUGGCGUUCCGGCCGUCGUCGGUACAGGCAAUGCCACCUACCUCCUACACACCGGGAGGGAUGUGACUGUAAGCUGCGCAGAAGGCGACGAAGGCUUCGUCUACGACGGGAUUGCCGAUAUCACAACCAAGGAACUGGAUGUGACUGGUCUCCCGCCCACUCGCACCAAGAUCAUGCUCAAUCUAGCCAACCCAGCAUCAGCUUACCGCUGGUGGCGACUCCCCGCCGACGGUAUCGGCCUUGCACGCAUGGAGUUCGUCGUCAGCAACCAUAUUCAGGUGCAUCCGAUGGCGCUUGUCCGCUUUGACCACCUCAAGGACGAAAAGGCCAAGCAAGAAAUUGCCAGACUGACCAAAGGCUACGCAGACAAGCCCGAGUAUUUCGUCGACAAGCUCGCACGGGGCCUUGCCUGCCUGUGUGCUGCUGUUUAUCCCAAGCCUGCAAUCAUUCGUUUGAGUGACUUCAAGACCAACGAGUACGCCAACCUUGUGGGCGGCGAAGAGUUUGAGCCCAAAGAAGAAAACCCAAUGUUAGGGUUCCGUGGCGCCUCACGCUAUUACUCGCCACGCUACAAGGAAGGCUUCGCACUUGAAUGCAGAGCCAUCAAGCGCCUACGCGAGGAGAUGGGCUUUACAAAUGCCAUUGUAAUGGUCCCAUUCUGUCGUACGGUCGGCGAGGCCGCAAAAGUGCUCCGGGUCAUGUCCGAGAAUGGACUGACCCGCGGUGAGAAUGGACUACAGGUCUAUGUCAUGUGCGAGAUCCCUUCCAACGUCAUUCUAGCGGCCGAAUUCACAAAGCACUUUGACGGCUUCUCCAUUGGCUCCAACGACUUGACCCAGCUAACCCUCGGCGUCGACCGCGAUUCCGGCGAGCUUGCCGAUCUCUUCGAUGAGCAGGACAAGGCGGUCAAAUGGAUGAUCUCAACAGUUAUCACUGAAGCUCGCAAGGCUGGCCGCAAGAUUGGACUUUGCGGACAGGCUCCGAGCAAUCAUCCCGAAUUUGCGGCAUUCCUGGUGGAUUGUGGUAUCAAUUCGGUCUCUGUCAGCCCGGACAGUUUCCUUGAAGUCAAGAAGCAUGUGAUUGCGAGUGAAAAAGCAGAAAUCAACGGGACUGGAUGAUCUUUACGACGACGGUGGAUUCAUGGUAAGUUUAGGAUGGUGGUUGGAUGAUUAUUUUAUAGUUCCUAUGAUUCAAAACAAAGGCAUAUUGGGCCACAUGAGUGAAUCAUGCCAUUUGAGCGAUGAUCCAAAUAAUGAAUACAAAACACUUCCGAGAUCA